CGUUCUGAGUUGGUGGCGCCAUACCGCAUUGGCAGCCAUUUUGAGAAGUUGCGAAGAAAAAGCGAAGACUUUGCCUUUCGUAUUGAUGAGGAAUGUCGUUUUAUAUACACAGUUUACGUGUUCUGAAUUCAAUACUUUAAGCUUAUAAGUCUGUACAAAAGGUUUCCCCUUAAGUUUAAUUUUGAAUUGGUUAGCCAAACAGAAAUCAUUCGUUUCCCUGUGAUUGUGUUGAACAGCCAGUCUUGGUUGGUUUGGACACGAAAUCGUGCAUUGUGGAAAAUUUCGUGCAUUUAAGCCUAAAGAUUCCAUUCGAGAGGGAUCAUGCCUCUCAAUACCCCUGUUGAAAGUCGAGCACGAGUCUAUGCAGAUGUGAACACGCACAGAUCAAAAGAAUAUUGGGACUAUGAAGCACAUGUAGUAGAAUGGGGUCAACAAGAUGAUUACCAGAUUGCUAGGAAAUUAGGAAGAGGGAAAUACAGUGAAGUGUUUGAAGCAGUCAACAUCACUAACAAUGAAAAAUGUGUCAUUAAAAUUCUGAAGCCAGUAAAAAAGAAGAAAAUAAAGAGAGAAAUCAAGAUUCUAGAAAAUCUACGAGGAGGAACAAACAUCAUCUCAUUGUUGGCCAUAGUGAAAGAUCCCGUGUCAAGAACACCAGCUCUUAUAUUUGAGCAUGUAAAUAACACAGACUUCAAGACAUUGUAUCAAACAUUUACAGACUAUGACAUUAGGUUUUACCUAUAUGAAUUACUCAAGGCAUUAAAUUACUGUCACAGUAUGGGAAUCAUGCACAGAGAUGUCAAACCACAUAAUGUCAUGAUAGAUCAUGAAAAUAGAAAGCUAAGAUUAAUAGAUUGGGGUCUAGCAGAAUUUUACCAUCCAGGCAUGGAAUACAAUGUUAGGGUUGCCUCAAGGUACUUCAAGGGGCCAGAACUUUUAUUAGAUUAUCAGAUGUAUGAUUACUCUCUAGACAUGUGGAGUUUGGGAUGUAUGUUUGCUAGUAUGAUAUUCAGGAAAGAGCCAUUUUUUCAUGGGCAUGACAAUUAUGAUCAGUUGGUGCGAAUAGCAAAAGUUCUAGGAACAGAUGAUUUAUAUGUGUACAUACAAACCUACCAAAUAGAUCUAGACAGUAGGUUUAAUGAUAUACUAGGAAGACAUUCUCGGAAAAGGUGGGAAAGAUUUGUGCACAAUGAAAACCAGCACUUAGUAAGCCCUGAAGCCUUAGAUUUUCUAGACAGACUUUUACGAUAUGAUCAUCAAGAACGUCUCACUGCAAAGGAAGCAAUGGAUCAUGCAUACUUCUACCCAAUUGUGAAAGAACAAGGGAGGAUGUCUUCAAUGUCAGGACAGUCUCCCACCCCCAUGUCUAAUACAGGUCAAAUGGGAGGAGGUGCCGUAAACAGCUCUUCUGUCGCGGCGGUGACCAGCUCGCCGGCAUUAACUCCCACCAUGUCACCGCUUCCUGCCAGUUCCACCGCUGCACAGUCCUAACCCAGCCUCUGACAUUCUACUGACAUUUUGUUCAGCAGCUUAUCCUUGAUAAUCUCCAGGACUGGAAAAUUGUAUACUUAGAUCUAUUGUACAGCAGAUAUUUUUCAGAUGAGUGUGUAUGUGAAACCUAGGUAAAAUUCUAUCAUGCAAAGCUACAACCCUUUCAGAACGACUGGUUUGAUUCAUAAUGACCAUUUAUAUAAGGAACAUGUAGUUAUAUUUUUUCACCCUCAAACUUCUGAACAAUUUGUUUUUGGAUAUAACUUAAGAAUGUUGUGUAAACUUGUGCCCAACAUUUUAGUGCUAUCAAAUGUGAUGAGUAUCUUACAUGUAACAUUGCUAUUGGCAAUAGUGCGUGUUUUCUGUGGUGCAUUACCUGUAGGUAAUGGAAUUUAAUCAAAGGUCUCAGUAUCAUGUCCAUGCCUAUUUAUAGCAGCUCUCAGUCAUCCUAAAUGGCCCCGACCUUUUUUUUUUUGCAGAAAAUAUACAGAACCUUAACAUUCAGGACAAAUCUGACCCCAAUAGAAAGCUGUAAGCCGUGAAUAACAAUUUGUUAAUGAAAAUGUGUGAACCCUGUGCAUUUGCUGGUAUACCAUUUUAAGCAUUGACAUUGGGCUAAACAGAGUAUUUGUCAUGAAUGGAAUGGUUAUAAAGAUCUGUUGAUUUUUUCCCCCUAGAAAAUUGUUUUGCAGAAUGUCAGUUACAUUUUCCAAGACUUUGUAUUUCAUGAAAUGGUCAAUCCUGAAGUUAUGCAAAAGUUGUCAUUAAAAGUUUGUAUAGUAAUUAAUGUUCCUUUGUAUUUGUUUUCACAUUAAUGUUGAGGUUUCAACUGUGGUUUUCUUUUAACUUGAGAUGUGUUUGAAAGUCAAUAAGCUGCAAUAUGUCAUUCUCCAUGUUUUUUUCCCCCUACAUACAUGUAUUUUAAGUUAUUACCGAGAACUAACCAUAUUCCAACCAUUGUAAAAUGUUUUACUACAGUCAAAGAUAAUGGCAACUUCAGAAAAAAGGAUGUAGGCAUCAUUAUUUUCUUGGUUGGUCUAUUUGGUUGUUUCAAUAUGAUUUGUACUACUUCUUUCUCAGGCAUGCUAAUUGAGGUCCAUUCUUUUCAUGUGCAAGAUAGAUAAUGCUGGAUCAUCUUUGGAAUACAUCUAAAAAGCUGAAAUGAUGUCCUUUGACUGUCAUUAAACUGAAAUGUGUCAUGGGAGAAAUAAAAUUUAUAAAUACAUGA
This is a messenger RNA of Saccostrea echinata, 2716 nucleotides long. Its product is annotated as casein kinase II subunit alpha-like. Gene Ontology annotation, biological process: protein phosphorylation. Gene Ontology annotation, cellular component: nucleus; cytosol; protein kinase CK2 complex. The record is from RefSeq and is a predicted model, not a curated record. The coding region runs from base 322 to 1488 and encodes 388 amino acids. The transcript has 12 exons. Lineage: Eukaryota; Metazoa; Mollusca; Bivalvia; Ostreida; Ostreidae. Gene Ontology annotation, molecular function: protein serine/threonine kinase activity; ATP binding.